Messenger RNA from Lymnaea stagnalis (great pond snail), 3420 nucleotides. The record is from the annotation of a GenBank genome assembly. Lineage: Eukaryota; Metazoa; Mollusca; Gastropoda; Lymnaeidae.
GACACAUACCACGGCUUUCUGUUUGUACAUCCACACAAUGAUAAAUCUCGGCUGCUCUUUGACUUCAACGACAAACUGGCCGGCAUACAGACUGCGGUGAGUUGGCCUUAUGACUCAUUGACUAACAAUGAGAUCACCUUUAAUUUAUUUUCUAUAUGAAUUUUUUUAUUUUAAUUAUUAAAGUCUUUUAAGCUGUAUUAUAUUAAUGAUAGGCUAAAAAUAGUUGAAGUAUUUAUGGAUAUAUAUCUUUGAUGUUGCUUAGAAUACAACUAAUACAAAAAAAAAAUAACAUAGAAAUUCAGGGUGGCCCAAAAAAUGUGAUAAACGUCGCUGUAUUGUCAGACGCAUAAACGAGGCGACAACGCUUACAAAAAGUCUUUGGAGAGGGGAUGGGUUGGGGGGGGGUUGAACAUGGUUUCUGAUUGGCGUUAUGAUUUUUAUACAACUGUUAAUGACAUCAUAUUAUAUUAAUUCAAUUAUAUAACCAUUUGUUACGAGAUAAAUUCAGGGUGGCCCAAAAAAUGUGAUAAACGUCGCUGUAUUGUCAGACGCAUAAACGAGGCGACAACGCUUACAAAAAGUCUUUGGAGAGGGGAUGGGUUGGGGGGGGGGGUUGAACAUGGUUUCUGAUUGGCGUUAUGAUUUUUAUACAACUGUUAAUGACAUCAUAUUAUAUUAAUUCAAUUAUAUAACCAUUUGUUACGAGAUGUUCUCACUUUUUCUGGGCCACCCUGUAGAAUAAAUUAUGUAACCUUGAAAAUUGCGAGAUUCUAGUUUAAAAAAUUAGAAAAAUGUGAAAUGGCGUGUCGUAUUUCUCCAGUAGAUGGUGAUGUAUAUUUACAGUAGACGGUGAUGCCUAACAUAAUUCCAAUUCUGUUUAAACAAAAACAUUGUUAAUUACGCCCGACAUAUUUCACGUGCGUUUAGAUUCCUGGCAACAUGGUGGGCUACAACACCAAUAACGAAACAGUACGAGUUCCUACAAAGGAGGUGAUCCCGCCCAUCUUGCUCAGCCAGGAACAGUACAGCCCGGGUGUUCAGAUGUACACCAUCACAGGUCAGCCAUUUUUUUUUUUUCGUUUGCCCCCCCCCCCCCCCAAAAAAAAAUGAGUUUUAGUUGUGUAUUUCUUGCGUUUUCAUCAAUUUAAAAGAAUAAAAAAACAACUCAUUAUAAUAUUUUAAAAUAAUGCUUAAUUCGUGGACUCCCGUGGUGAUUUUUUAGCAUGAUGACGAAACGUUCAUUGCUAUUAAAAGUCUAUGUGAGCAGUCAACACUAAAGUGACAAAAGAGGCCUGCAUUUCAUGGGUCGAAAAGUCCCAGGUCAUUUGAAUUUUUGAGGCCACAGGAAAAUGUUCAAGAGACAAUCUAUAAAUGUUUUAAAAAUGUAAAUUCCCUAAAAAUAUUUAAAAAAAUAAAAAAAUUUAAAAAAAAUAAAAAUAAAAAUUGUUUAAUUCAUACCUGCUUCAGAUAGUUAAAAAUAAUUUAUUUGAGAUUUUUAUUUCUGGUCAAAUUUAUGUUGUCUUUUAAAUUUAUGUUUUAAAACUCUGUGGGUCUAUUUAAUGUCCAUUUAAUAAUCAUUUAACGUUCUCAACUCCCAUGCAGUCGUUACACUAUUGCUUUGGGGCGUACAAUUUUAGAGUGGAUUAAUAUGUGAAUGAGAACAUGAAUUAAAUUAGUUGACCUACUUGUUGAUUUUGUUGAGUUCUUAAAUUAGUAGCCUACUUGAACUAAAUAAAUAAUUGCAUGGGAUAAGAAUUUGAAUUUGUCAUUGUAUUUUACUUGAAGUAUAACUGGAAUCAGCAUUUGAAGGGGAAUUAAUUCUGGGAAAUAUAUGCUAACUUAAAUGAUUAUCUUUUUUUAAAUAGCUGGAUACUUGUAUUGGUUUUCUACUUGAAUGUGAAUUGAAUGUGAAUUGAAUUAUCACCUGCAGUGUGACUUUUAACUAUUUGAAUUGGUACUUGGAUUAGAACUUGAAUGUUCCCUCUUUAUGUUUCAGCCUACUUCAAACACCCAAGUCUGAUAUGUAGCCCCUACACGACGCACUCCCAUUCUGGUAAAGGCCUGUACAUACAGAUGGGCUACCGGGUGGAGAGGCAGUAUGAGAAGAUACCGUUGGAGGCGCGUCAUCUGUCAGACGAGUGGAAGACAGGGACCUGUCUACCCAGUAUGGGUGAGUGGGGAUCAUAAAUAAUAUCAUAAAUUUUAUGAAAGAUUGAUUCAUUGACAUUUACACAAAAAAAUCCUCUCUCACAGGGAUAUAUAAAAAAUCAAACGGGAGCAUUUUGAUGUCAUUUAAACUUUAAGAUUAAGACACUGAUUGAAAAUUUAAAUUGCCUUUGAGGGUGUUUUUUUUUUUUUUUUUUCAAUCCUUGCUGCUGUUGAGAGCGUUGAGCUUGUCCCCUUAUUGUUGUGUAAACUUUGUAAAUAAGUCACAUCAUCUCAGAAAUGAUGUCAAACUGAUGGCACUGUUUACGUUGUAUCCUCAGGGCGCCACUACUUUAAAAACCUCUCCAAAGAGCUGCAGUGUGAGCGGCUGUACCCGGUGUUUCUCAUGUACAAUGAUGAGGGACAGCUGGGAGGAUUCGGCUGGCUCUUCCAGGGUGUCCCGCCGUCGGAGUCGCCCCGCUCCCCGGUCAAGUGGUUUAAACAUUCUGUUCAGUUUUACCCUGUGAGUCCAACAUUUCAUUCUUUUCAGAUCAGGAAAUUAAAAUAACUCAAAAGGAAAUGUAAUGCAUGAUUAGUAAGGCUGAUUCAGGGGCCAUUGAUCGAAGCUAAGUAAUAAACUGAAAGAAUAAAUCUUAUGUACAGAUGACUGACUCAUGGAGUUUUAAUUAUUUACACGACAGGAAUCGAGAAAUGGAAAUUUUUUUUUUUCAAAUAAAAGCCAACAAAUUGUAUUUGUUUAAUUACUGGUGAUCUACACCAUAAAUGUUACACGCUUUUUGUCAGAUCCUCCAAAACAUCUUAUUUUUGUGAAAUCCUUCUGGAAGAUAAAAUAAAAAUUCUUAAAAACUUUAUUUUAUAAUACUACAUUUAACACUUACAAAAGUCACAUGAAUUUCUAUGCUUAGAAGAAACUCAUAAUUAUAUCAAAUUAUGUCUCCAAAGUCCGUAUUUGACCAGAGUCAUUGUAUGAAAAAGUUACCUUUGAUUCAUUUUUAAUUUCUCCAUAGGCCAUCUUCGACCAAAGCAUGUUGCCUCCAUGUAUGUUUAACCCGGAGUUCCAUGUCUUUGGGAUCCGAAUCUACCUCCGCAAUGAGCACACCAUGACCUGCCCUCGACCUCAGGUGCCUGGAAUCAGCGAUAAUAUCAGUGAAGAAACAGCUGAUAGUAAUAAAAAUGAAGAAGUGACCUUCCGACCCUUGAACCCAAGAGAUCCCAACAUCACCACAAGCCCCAGAGCACCAAAGUACUCUAAGC